Olea europaea var. sylvestris is the source of this 1938-nucleotide messenger RNA. Its product is annotated as sulfite exporter TauE/SafE family protein 3-like. NCBI's taxonomy places the organism in Eukaryota, Viridiplantae, Streptophyta, Magnoliopsida, Lamiales, Oleaceae. The record is from RefSeq and is a predicted model, not a curated record. Gene Ontology annotation, biological process: protein ubiquitination. The coding region runs from base 1 to 1938 and encodes 645 amino acids. Gene Ontology annotation, cellular component: membrane; Cul4A-RING E3 ubiquitin ligase complex. The transcript is spliced from 15 exons.
AUGGCUGGGAAUCAAGAAAAUUUGAGGGCUUUUAGACCGUUACUGAUAGUUGCUUGGAGCUUUCUGUUGGCUUCAAUAUUUGUUUCUGCAGAAAGAAGUAGCUUAAAGCUGAAAUUUUUAACACAUAAUGCAAACGAGUUUUCACAUUCUGAUUUAGAUGUUUUAACAAAUUAUCAGAAUUUUACAAGGCGAGCCAACAAAUCUGGGUACCAGCAUUUUUGGCCGGAUCUGAAAUUCAACUGGAAAUCUAUUGUUGGUUGCAUAAUUGGCUUUUUCGGAGCAUCUUUCGGAAGUGUUGCUGGCGUUGGUGGUGGUGGGAUAUUUGUUCCCAUGCUUACUCUGAUCAUUGGAUUUGAUUCAAAAUCAUCAGCUGCUGUCUCAAAAUGUAUGAUCAUGGGAGCUACAAUCUCGACUGUUUACUGUAAUCUUAAGCUCAGACAUCCAACUAUUGACGUGCCAAUUAUCGAUUAUGACUUGGCUGUUUUCAUACAACCUAUGCUUAUGCUAGGCAUUAGCAUCGGAGUUGCUUUCAAUGUGAUAUUUGCCGAUUGGAUGAUCACUGUUCUUUUAAUAAUUCUCUUUAUAGCCACAUCAACUAGGGCCUUCUUCAGAGGAGUUGAAGCAUGGAAAAAAGAAACUAUUGUGAAAAAGGAGGCUGCAAACCAAAUGGAGGCAAAUGGAAAUGGUACAGAAGAAGGCCCUCGCAAUGACACGGAAAAUGAGGCCAGCGGCUUGGCAAUACCUGAGGUCAGCUUCCUCGAGAAUGUUCGUUGGAAGGAACUCGGUCUUCUUGUUUUCGUUUGGAUGGCAUUUCUUGCAGUGCAAAUCGUCAAAAACUAUACUGCUACAUGUUCAGCAAUAUACUGGGUAGUGAACUUGCUGCAGAUCCCCAUCUCUCUUUGCGUAUCUGGUUACGAAUCAAUUUGCCUGUACAAGGGAUGGAGAAAAAUUGCAUCUAAGGGAGAUGAAGGCUCCAACUUGAAAGUGCACCAAUUGAUAAUCUAUUCCUUGUUGGGUGUACUGGCUGGUAUUGUAGGGGGUCUACUAGGUAUAGGAGGAGGAGCUAUUAUGGGUCCGCUGUUUUUGGAGUUAGGCGUUCCACCUCAGGUUGCAAGUGCGACAUCCACCUUUUCUAUGAUGUUUUCCUCAUCAAUGUCUGUGGUUGAAUAUUACCUUAUAAAACGGUUUCCAGUUCCAUAUGCUCUUUGCCUGGCCAUUGUUGCCACUAUUGCUGCGUAUAUCGGCCAACGCGUCGUGAUGAAAACGAUUAUUAAGAUGGGACGGGCAUCUAUAAUCGUCUUUAUUCUUGCAUUUAUUAUCUUUGUGAGUGCCAUUGCUCUAGGUGGAGUUGGCAUUUCAAACAUGGUUAAAAAGAUUGAGAGGCAUGAAUACAUGGGAAUUGAGAACUACUGCAAUGGAAUUAUAGUUGAAAGAUGGCCUAAAGAUGGUAUUUAUAUCAUCAUCAGGUCCCAAGAGCAAUUGGAGUGGGAUUGGGCCCUUAAAAGAUCCCCAAAAUUCAAAACUUCUUUUCGCCUCAGACAGCGCCUAGGCGCUGCCUCCAUUGCGCCGGAACAAUUUGGUGGUUGGCGCCUCGUCACCUGGUCAAUGGGUGUCGUGGUACCCCGGGCAUGGCGCUAUUUUGUUGAAAAUCUUCUAGCAUUAGUGGUGUUGAGAUGCCAUAUUACUGGAGUUGCGGCGUUGGUCUUCUACCAUAAUUUUUGUCGAGAUAUGGCGUUGGUUGUCACUCUCGAGAUUAACUUCACCUCUUUUUCUUUUCUUGACCCAUGUAACAAGCUUUCAGUCUAUAAUUCCCCAGCUUUAAAGGCCAAAGGGUAUAGGGUUUUAAGAAACCCCUGCGGACUUACCAACUUGAGUAAAAAAGGUGCCAACGUGAGGCAUAGACUCAACAAGUGCGAUGCUCUUUUUUCUUUGCAAUAA